UUGAAAGACAAUUCAAAUCAUAAUUACUAUCAAAUAUUUGAUUAAGCACGAUACUAUCGCUCCCCUUGCUUGACGUGCUUUUUGGCUAGCAAGGAUUAUUUUAGACGUAAAUUUUAUUUUUUUUCUUAAAUAUUGUGUCGAAGUCAAAGGAAAGAAAAUAAAAUGGACCAAGGUAGUACUUGUUUUUAUUAGGAUUAUUACAUAUACUACAAAGAAAUAUUUGAAGUCAAGACAGUAACACAGGAACAGAGUUGAACGUGGAGCAAUGUCCUCCUCACAUUUCCCUUCCCUUUUUCAACUUACGCUUCCUUUCUCUCUUCUCAAAAACUCAAACACGAAGAAAACACACUACACAGAAAAAUGGUAGCAGCAUCAUUAGCAAUUGCCUUAAAGACUCUCUUCGCGGUAUUGGGAUGUUUAGUUACAGCGACAGUAGUCUACACCGUCGCCACUGAUGGCCUCCCUUUCCGCAAAGAACUUCUCACCCCGUGGAUGGCAGCAACCCUGAUAGAUUUCUACAUACAUGUGUUUAUAAUAGGGUCGUGGGUUGUCUACAAGGAAUCCUACUGGAUUACUGCAAUACUUUGGGCGGUCUUGCUAGUAUGUUUAGGAAGCAUUACUACAUGCGGCUACAUCGUAUUGCAAUUGCUAAAGCUUUCAACUCAGGAAUCUUUACAGGAUCCAAUUUACUCCGUCUUAUUACGACACCAGAAAAAGACUGAAACAGAACAACAGAGGAAGUGUUCUCUUUUAACUGCAAGAAUUCUAUCUCUGGCUUUGGGCUGUCUGAUGCUAGGGACAUUGAUUUACACCAUUGUAACUGAUGGUUCUCCAUUUCGCAGAGAUGUUUUUACUCCGUGGCUGUCAGCAACAAUAAUUGAUUUCUAUGUCAGUGUUGUGGCUCUAUCAGUUUGGAUUGCAUAUAAGGAAUCAAGUUGGCCGAGUGCAGCUCUUUGGAUAAUACUACUAAUUUGUCUUGGCAGCACCUUCACAUGUGCCUAUAUUGCUCUUCAACUUUUCAGUCUCUCGUCUCAAGAUCCCGUCUACCUUAUUCUUUUCCGCAGUCGCAACAGGACAGAAAACGGGUAUGAAGGAACGUCUCAAACUGAGAGCAUUGUCGAUUGAGGAAGAAGCUUUAUGGUUGAUUUGUUAUAUUUUUACCUUUUUAACAAAUACAUACUUCUAAUGUACAUAUGUGGUUAUUGUUAAAGUUUAUGUUUCAAUUGAUUUUGAAAUAAAUACAUCGG
Molecule: messenger RNA, 1247 nt
Organism: Capsicum annuum
Lineage: Eukaryota; Viridiplantae; Streptophyta; Magnoliopsida; Solanales; Solanaceae
Exons: 9
Coding region: 361-1125 (254 amino acids)
Source: RefSeq, a predicted model, not a curated record